AUGCCGUCUCAUGCACCGGAUAGGUCCAUCGCCCGUCAUCACCUCGACGUUCAUCAGCCCAAUGUCGCAUGCCCUGCACCACUGACUCCAGCCUCCGAAGUCAAUGCAGACCAAGAGUUAGACGGACCAGGACACCAUCAAAGGCCGGCGAGCAGCCAUGGAAUCACGCGGAGAGCCGAAAGAGACAACACUGCUGCAGGCAUGUCACUGAUGCAAGAGGAAAGCAUGUACAAUUUUGCAGAAGCAUACGAAGAGAAAAUGCCUCCGUCUGCCCAAGAAGGGAAUUCUAGCGUUGACAGCGGGAGCACUACUGCGAUACGCGAUGACCAAGACGUUAAAACGGCCGACGAGUCAUUGACCGAUGGCCAUGAUAGCGGACCUGUGAUUGAUCUAGAAAGAAGUGUCGACACAACACCGGUCUCAACAAGCGAAGCGGCCGCCAACCUCGGUGCGGCCGUACAGGGCGACUCUGCGGGCAUGAUACCAUCCCCGUGCGAGUCCUCCCUGGAAGCACAAUGGCGGGAUCUCGCCCAUGAUAAAGCAGGAGUCUCCUCCAUUGACCAGCAACUUGACUGGUCAGAUACUUCGAAGGCAUGGGAGUUCUCAAGGAGGCGAUUGCGGCCUCAGUACCCGUCGUCGACUUUUCAACCAUAUUCGAAAUUCACUGGGACCCAGCAGUCAGAUCGGCAGAUCUACAACGUCGAAGUGACCAUUCUGACCGUUGAUGUUGAGCAAUCGACUAUGUCUGGGUAUUUACAGAUCUGCGGACUGACACCAGACCAUCCGACACUCACGACUUUCUUCACGGGAGAAAUCAUUGGCGGGCCUGAACAGAAGUACAGCUUCAGAACGCGAGACCCGGCAUGGGGCGCCACGGAUAAGACAGAUCUCACUCACUGGGCGAGGUUUCCAGCUUGGAGACCGCUCAGUCUUCAGGCCAAGCGGAACAUCAAUUUUGUGUAUCCACUGAACAACGAGAAUUGGUGGCAGCAAGAGUACAUUUUUAUGCGGUGGAAGGAACACUUUCUUGUACCGGACUACAAGCUGAAAAGCAUCCAAGGAGCCAGCUUUGAAGGGUUUUAUUACAUUUGUUUCAAUCAAGUCGAGGGGAGGGUUAGUGGAAUAUAUUUCCACUCGAAGAGCGAGAAGUGA
This is a messenger RNA of Exophiala spinifera, 1152 nucleotides long. RefSeq lists its product as uncharacterized. The transcript has a single exon. Gene Ontology annotation, cellular component: extrinsic component of membrane; GID complex. The coding region runs from base 1 to 1152 and encodes 383 amino acids. Gene Ontology annotation, biological process: proteasome-mediated ubiquitin-dependent protein catabolic process; protein targeting to vacuole; negative regulation of gluconeogenesis. The record is from RefSeq and is a predicted model, not a curated record. NCBI's taxonomy places the organism in Eukaryota, Fungi, Ascomycota, Eurotiomycetes, Chaetothyriales, Herpotrichiellaceae.